GGGGAAGGACCGGAACUCCGGGCGGGCGGCUUGUUGAUAAUAUGGCGGCAGGAGCUGCCUGGGCAUCUCGAGGAAGCGGUGGGGCCCACACCCGGAAGAAGGGUCCUAUUUCAGACUAGUGCAGCGGCCCCGGCGGGCCCGGAAGUCCGGGCCGGUUGCUGAAUGAGGGGAGCCGGGCCCUCCCCGCGACAGUCCCCCCGCGCCCUCCGCCCCGACCCGGGCCCCGCCAUGUCCUUCUUCCGGCGGAAAGUGAAAGGCAAAGAACAAGAGAAGACCUCAGAUGUCAAGUCCAUUAAAGCUUCAAUAUCCGUACAUUCCCCACAAAAAAGCACUAAGAAUCAUGCCUUGCUGGAGGCUGCAGGACCAAGCCAUGUUGCCAUCAAUGCCAUUUCUGCCAACAUGGACUCCUUUUCCAGUAGCAGGACAGCAACACUCAAGAAGCAGCCAAGCCACAUGGAGGCUGCUCAUUUUGGAGAUCUGGGCAGAUCUUGUCUGGACUACCAGACUCAGGAGACCAAAUCAAGUCUUUCAAAGACCCUUGAACAAGUCUUGCACGAUUCUGUUGUCCUCCCAUAUUUCAUUCAGUUCAUGGAACUUCGGAGAAUGGAGCAUCUGGUUAAAUUUUGGUUGGAGGCCGAAAGUUUCCACUCAACGACUUGGUCCCGAAUAAGAGCACACAGUCUGAACACAGUAAAACAGAGCUCACUGGCUGAGCCUGUCUCUCCAUCUAAAAAGCACGAAACUACAGCAUCUUUUGUGACUGAGUCUCUUGAUAGGAGAUUGGAGGAUUCUAGCUCAGCCCAAUUGCUUAUGACUCAGUCAGAAGAAACUGACCUGAAUGGUAGAACUAACAUCACUCAGAAUCACUUGCUGCUCUCCCAGGAAUGUGACAGUGUGCAUUCUCUUCAUCUUGAAAUGGCCAGAGCAGGAACUCAUCACGCUUCUAUAGAAACCCAAGAAUCCUCCUCUAGACUUACAGUAGCCAGUAGAAAUAGCCCCUCUUCUCCACUGAAAGAAUUAUCAGGAAAACUAAUGAAAAGUAUAGAGCAAGAUGCCGUGAAUACUUUUACCAAAUAUAUAUCUCCAGAUGCUGCUAAACCAAUACCAAUUACAGAAGCAAUGAGAAAUGACAUCAUAGCAAAGAUUUGUGGGGAAGAUGGACAAGUCGAUCCCAACUGUUUCAUUUUGGCACAGUCCAUAGUCUUCAGUGCAAUGGAGCAAGAGCACUUUAGUGAGUUUCUGCGAAGUCACCAUUUCUGUAAAUACCAGAUUGAAGUGCUGACCAGUGGAACUGUUUACCUGGCUGACAUCCUCUUCUGUGAGUCAGCCCUCUUUUAUUUCUCUGAGUACAUGGAAAAAGAAGAUGCAGUGAAUAUCUUACAGUUCUGGUUGGCAGCAGAUAACUUCCAGUCUCAGCUUGCUGCCAAAAAGGGCCAGUAUGAUGGACAGGAGGCACAGAAUGAUGCCAUGAUUUUAUAUGACAAGUACUUCUCCCUCCAAGCCACACAUCCUCUUGGCUUUGAUGAUGUUGUCCGGUUAGAAAUUGAAUCCAACAUCUGCAGAGAAGGUGGACCGCUCCCAAACUGUUUCACAACUCCAUUACGUCAGGCCUGGACGACCAUGGAGAAGGUCUUUUUGCCUGGCUUUUUGUCUAGCAAUCUUUAUUACAAAUAUUUGAAUGAUCUCAUUCACUCAGUUCGAGGAGAUGAAUUUCUGGGAGGGAAUGUUCCACCAACUGCUCAUGGCCCUGCAGGCCCUUCUGAUGAGUCUCACCCAGGUGGUUCUGACAGCUCCACUUCUCAGUCCAGUGUGAAAAAAGCCAGUAUUAAAAUCCUGAAAAAUUUUGAUGAAGCAAUAAUUGUGGAUGCUGCAAGUCUGGAUCCAGAGUCUUUGUAUCAGCGGACAUAUGCAGGGAAGAUGACAUUUGGAAGAGUUAGUGACUUGGGACAGUUCAUCCGAGAAUCUGAGCCUGAACCUGAUGUGAAGAAAUCAAAAGGAUCCAUGUUCUCACAAGCCAUGAAGAAGUGGGUGCAAGGAAAUACUGAUGAGGCCCAAGAAGAGCUAGCUUGGAAGAUUGCUAAAAUGAUAGUCAGUGACGUCAUGCAGCAGGCACAGUAUGAUCAACCAUUAGAGAAAUCUACAAAGCUAUGACUCAAGCCUGAGAUGAAGGAAAUCUACUUUUGAGAAAACAGAAAACUUUUUUCCUUUGGUUGGAAUCUUCAACACAGCCAGUGAAAACAGAGCACUAUGUUUCCUUUCACUGAUCUAUCACUGUUGUUUCCAAGAAAGAAUGGGAGACAAUCCUAGACUUCUACCAUAACGCAGAGUAACAUGUAGACUUGAUGCUCAUGAUGUUCACACAGUGAGAGUCGUAAAGAUACAAAGUGGCAUUGUUUACAUUACUAGAAAAUUCUUAGUUUUCCAUGGCAAUAACCCAUUUAUGAGAGAGUUUUAGCCCCCUGGAAUAGACAAAGGACCACAUGCCUUGGGAGGCAGAUCAGCCUGGGGCCGCUGUCACACUGAUCCAUCUCCGGCAGCAUCACAGAGCAGGUGCCGGAGGUGCUGUGUGUAGUCCUCCUCAAACAGGAGUGAGCCCACCGAGAGCCAGGCGGUGCUAACAGAGAGGACUCAGCUGUGUUGUCUUCCUUCACAGAGGCAUUACUUGAGAAGGAGACUGACAGGUCAUGGGUCAGGUCUCAGUGACAUCAUCGUUCCCGUUGGUGGCAGUAUACAAUUUACACACCUUCAUUGCUCCUGAGAUGCAGCGUCCUCACAGUUGUCUCUGCUGCUGACAAAGCGUGAUUCUAGUUCACUGUGAGCAUUCAGACUUGCUCCUUUGAGUUCUGUGCUCCAGUGACGUAACGUUCCUUUCAGCAUAUGUGUGAAAAGAAUGAAUAAUGAUCACUCCAGUUUUUCCUCUGUAGUGUCUUGAACAAAAUGGUUAUUCCCAGAUUGUACUUUUUUUUUUUUUUUUUUUUUUCCAAGUAAGAUGGACAGGUUGGGCUGGAGGGAGAGGAACUCGCCCAGGUUUGCCUCCCCUGUUCUUUGCUCUGAGCUGGGAAGUGUACAGUUGGCGGCCUUUUUUCUUUCUGUCUUCAGGACAGUAGACUCACUGCUCUUGUGCUCAGUCAGCUCUUUUGUGGGGACCCCACAGCCGUCAGCAGGGCUGCCCAGUUGGCAAGCACACUCCACCGGCCCUGUGGUGCCAGUGCCUCCUCGAUGUGCGUGAUUGUUUGAAGGGGAAGUUUGUUCUCUUAGAUGUUACUGCUUUUGCAAAAAAGAAAAAAUACUAUAUAUAUAUAUGUACUAUAUAUAUAUAAAUAUAUAGCUAUCGAUCACUUCUGUCCUUGAGAAAGUCUUGAACAAAGGAUUUGUUCCAUUGCAUUAGUUGAUUGUAUAGAGGCGCCUGUUUCAUCAGCAGAAGAGGCGAAAAGGCCGUGUGUGAGUUUUGGUACUGUGUACCACCUGUUGUUGUUCUGAAGCGACGUAUUCCUGUACGUAAACCAUAUUCUAUUUAAUUGUGUUUGAUUCUAAAAUAUAUAUAUAUAUGAAUUAUAUUUAAAAUCGUGUCAGCUUUCUGCUUUCAGGGCAUUUAUGGCUCUUCUGUUGAAUAUUUUAAUCCUUCCAAAUAAUUCCAUUUGCUUUACAAAAUCCCUGAACUUGAGCCACUACUGGACUUAGCCUUGUGUUUGCACUGUAUGGCAUAGACCUGAGGUUUUUAUUAAGGAUAUAUGCUGUGAUUAACUUAUUUUGUUCUUUUUAACAAGAAUAUUUUCAUCUAUCUCACCUUGCUUCAAUCUAAAUGAUGGAAAAGCAAUACAAAGGUCAUAGAAUAAACUGGUUUGGGGUAACUCUGGCUGCCUCUGCAUGUUGUGGAGUAACAAUUUCUGGAAGAUUCUAGGCUCUUUAAGCUAAUGCUUUCAGUUGAGAUCAUUUCUGAUGGUAUGCAUUUUGUGCUUCUGAGCGGGAGAUCCCAGUAGUUGUAAGCCUGUGGUAGAGGGAAGAGCAAGUUUGAGGUUUUGUUCCUUUUUUCUGCUCCACCCCUCGGCCCACCCCUGUGGUGACAUGCAGAAGUUGGAAUUGGGUUUGUCUGACAUUCAGCACCCUUUGUGUCCCAGACUCUGGUGAGGGCAUCUGGAGCAUAUGACUCCCUGGCAGGAUUUUUAUAGGUUCAAGGAAUCAGUUGAAUAAGCUUCACCUUUAUCAUGUCAUUGACAUCAAACACAAAUUGUUUAAAAAGAAAAGAUGCCAAUGAGAAAGUGAUACCUUUGGGAACUUUGUGUCUAAAUAACUUCUGCAAGAUUCGGUGAAAGUAAAAAGCAAAUGUCAAACCAGCUGCAGUGAAGAGCAAUAAAAAACAGGGAGCAACUUUUUGUAACUUUAUCUACGUGAGUUUCAGUAGUGUGUAGCGCUUUCUGAAUUGUAAGCAUUUUACAGUACUGGCGCUUUAACUGGUUCAGUAGGAAUCUGGAGGGGAAGGUCACUCUGUGCAAGUGUUGAGAGCUAAGACCCCAGCGCAGCAGCUGACCUCUAGUGGUGUGUCUGGGGACCUGACUGACUCACCGUAACCCCCUCCCGGCCCCCACCUGCACUGGCACAGGAGUAGGGGCCACGAUUCUGGAGGAAGACUUUGCUCUCCCACUGUUUCCUCCCUGUCCCCCACACACCAGCUGAUCCAAACGAGCCGAAUUCUUUAUUUUGGGAGUUUCUCAUGGAGAAGAGGAGAUGGCAGUCGCCAUCUGGGGUGGUGGCUUGGAGGGGGCACUUAUCCAGGCAGGAGCCUCCCUGUGCAGACAGGCCUGCGAGAGCAGCUGCCUUGGCGACCCUGAGGACUGCAUGUGGUCCUGCACCCUUCCUUGGACUCCAUUAGUCCCUCGGGUGUGCUUAGAAUGAAUUUGUGAGUUUUUUCAGAAUCAGUCUGAAUUGCCUUUCUACUGCAUGUAACCAAGAGGACCAUGGCUCUGAUUCCCGAUGACCCUGUGUCCUCAGCGUGUCUGCAAAGCACUGCUGAAUUCUGGAGCAUUCCCUUUGGUAAACUUUCCUUGGUUAUCUUGUGUUUAAACGGAAUCCUAAUCUAAUGUAAAUGAAAGACACUGGCUCUUCCUUACAGUGAGGAGUGAGGAAGGGACAGGGUAGGUGCCUACAUCCUGUGGGGUGGUGGCUGGGGGUUGUCUUCCUGUCUCCCGACUUCCUUCUCCACUCUCAGUAACUCUGUUAAACCUGGAAACACAGGGUAUUCCAGUAAUGAGUGCCCGACACAAGCUUAACAUAGAGGAAGGGGAUAAUGAUUACAAAGUUUGUAAAUGCUGACUGCUUCUGUGGAUGAGGCAGGGUCUCUGGCAUUCGGCUGGAGGCACAAAGGGAAAGUAAGCACCAGUAAAUCCUGUGAGGCGACAGCAUCAGCGACCACAGUCGUAGCUGCCCUCUGAUCCCGUUACAGGUGGUCACCGUGUGCCCUGAGGAAGCCAUCCCCUGCUUGGGCAAAAUCAGGAGUGGCUUGGAGCAGGGAGGAUGGGGCUCUGCCUCCGGGACGGGCCUCGAGGUCAUUUGUGACCAUGUAGGAUUUCUGCCCACUUUGUCUGGCACACAGGCAAGGUGUUCCUUUGGUACUGCCUACUCUGGCACGUUGAGGAUGUCACAGACCUCACCUGGAAUCCUUAGGCCUCUCGCCAAAGGGUGAUAGCACAUCCACCACCUCCUAGCACCCCUGAGGCACUGCAAGCCGGAGCCCUUUGGUGUCCCCUGAGUAGCCCUUGUACGCAGAGGCUGGAACAGUAGGCAAGGAGCCUAGGAAGAGCAGACUUGAAUUCACCUCCCAGGGAACCAGGAAUUGCAGGGAGCACAUGAGAGACGAAGGCUGUGACAGCUGUGGUGUUUCUCCCAGCCUCAGAUUCCCAGUCUCUUGCCUUAAAGGUGCCUUCUUCAGUCUCAUCCCUGAGUGAUUCCAAGCCAGCCUCUGCCUGAAUCAUGGGAAGGGUCUCACAUACCGUACCUGUGGAGGAGGCUCUGACUCGAAGAAGCACCUCGCCAGGACUUAGGGCUUUGGAGUAAGGGCAGCUCUUAAGUGUGGACCCCAGCCUCACCAGCUCCCCAGAGCCCAACAAGAGCACCCAGGUGUUAGUUUCCCGUGGCCAACAGCAACCUUUGUUCCUUCUAAUUACAGAACAACUGAUGUAGUGAAUGUUUACUCUGUUAUAACAAAGCUGGGCACUGUUUACAGUGCAAGGGCACAGGAACAAAUUAAACAAACUUGGAAGCCCCACAGAGCUUGCUUUCUACUGAGGAGGGGAUGGAAGUUGCAUCUAGAAUAUAUGUUGUUACUUUGGACUCAAGCUGACACUUUGAGCCCAGGUUUAACUUCCUUUACUCCUCAAAAGAAAUCACUGGGUCUCCCCUUGGACCACCCCAAGGAGAGCUACAGCUUAGGGAGGGAAAAAGCGGCGAUACUUUCUCAGCCCCAUGCCCUGUGAGGACCAGUUGCUGUAUUCUUCCAUUUGUUUGCUGCAGACCAGGUUUAGGCACUUAGCCUGGGGUUGGGCACCUGGUUAGCAAAAAGCCUGCUGUCUGAGAUGGUCAGAGUGAGCUUCUCUGUGAACAGGGUAAGGCUUAGAGGACGCCAGAGGAUCAGCCCCAACCCCCAUGGCUCUCUGCAGGACUUAAACACACGAGAAUUUUUAAGAACCAGAAACAGGGCUAGUGUAAGGUUACUGCACGCAUGCACUACCAGAUCACAACCUUGGUAAAAAACUGGCUGUGGAACUAAUUCCAUGAAGUGAUUGGCUCCCUCUGAGUUCUACUGAAAUGAUGGUAAGGACUGGCCAGCGUAAUCCAGUAUGUGCUGGCUCCAGCCACUGUCACAGCCUUACAAAGGAAGUACUUGUUUUUCCCUUAGAAUUGAGGACAGUAGUCGUUUGCUCUUGUCUCGUUUUGCUGCUCAUUCGUACUCGCCACAGGCUAGUAUGGCAGAUGUUGAAGACUUAAGAAAACUGGUGACUUUAAAAUGAAAACAUUCCAGCUGUUACCUUAAAGCAGUAGUUCUUAAACUUGCACUCGCAUCAGGAUCCCCCAGAGACUUCUUAAAACGUAGAUUGCUGGGCCUAACCCGAGUUUCUGAUUUCCUAGGUUUGGGUUAGGGCCCGAGAAUUUGCAUUUUUCACAGAUGGACAGAUGAUGAUUACGCUGCUUUGGAGUCGACACUUUUGUGGAUCACUGCCUUAAAGUCUUUCCAGCAAAUCGGGAAAUCAGCGUUUCCAUUUAUUGGCUAUAUAGAAGUAUAGCUUGAGGCCCAUUACCCAUGAUUCACUCAACACGAGUCCUUUGUUAGUCAAAUGUGUAUCAAUGCUGAGAGCACCCAAGCCCCGCCCCAGUCUCAUCAUGAGAACCUGGCCAGCGCUGAGGCCAUCAAGGCCAUCCUCACUGGGGUGGAGCUUAGCGGAGGCCACCACACAGCAGUCUCAGCCCCAUAGUCAAGAGCUCCCCAGACCUGGUGCCUUUGCUGGGGACGGGGCGCCUGACAGUCCCCUAGGUCUGAGACUGCGCUGUUGGGAAUCACACCUAAGUCCCCAUGGACCGUUUUGCACUAAUCCUGCCUCAUCCAUGUCCUUCCAGCUUACCUCCCAGGUCCUUGCUGCCAGUUACCCUCCAGGAUCCUGACCAUGACUUUCCUGGUACCUCACUUCUUCCUUCCUUUCUCGUUUGCCGAAUCUCCCUCCUGACCAUUUGUUCUCCAGCAUGCGUUUUCCUGAUGGCCUGUUAAUGUCACUAUGCUAGGUGCUGAGGACACAGUCGUACCCGGGACAGACACACUGCCUGCCCUCCCUGUGGUCUAGGAAGCGAGGAAUUACAAGUGGGAUGAGCGCUGUGAGAGGAAGGAAGCUUCCGGGGGGGAUUUAGGUGGACACACUCACCCCUAUGACUUACACUCCCUGGUCAUCUCAGUCUUUCUGCCUGUCCUACACGUCUCCUCUCCCUCAAGAUGCUGUUAUUGCACAGUCCUAACUACAUAUCCAGGCCACUCUUAAUCCCCCUCCCCAGCUGGAGCAGGACUCCAUGUCCAGGUUGUCCACCAGCACCUGCUCCUAGCCACUGCUGCCACCACAGAUUUGCUCAGACUCCUCACUGAAACCCUUGACCACCCGGGAGCCAGUCCUCCGCCAUCUGGCUGCAGGCGGCCCCUGGCUUGCUCUCCAAGUCUGUGAUACACCACUCCUUUCUCCAUGCCUUUGUUCCGCCCCAAGAAGCGGCACUGGCCAUGGUGACCAUCGGCCCAGCAACCUGUGGCCUGUGGUUCUUCACCUGUUCUUUUCUCAAGAAUGGGAAAAUACUGAGGAUGGUGUUUUACUCCACCCGUAACCAAACUCGGUCAUCUGCCGCAACUGCUCUACCUCUGGUUUCUUCUCACACGUGUUAGCCCACAGCAACCUCAGAUGGGGCAAGUCUGAAUGGUCAUAGAUUCCUCCUGUGGGAGUGGGUUAAAAGAAGGGAGAGAAGGAACUUAGUCAUUCCAGGAAGAUACUCCUUCACCAUUACAAGGGUUUAGUUUUGUAAACCAGCUUUUCAGAGCAAUUUCAAAAGCAGUUAAGUGAGCAGUUUUGGUGCAAGGACUACAGACAUAAGCCUAUAACUUGGGGGUGGGGGGAAGACAGUCCUAAGGGGAUGAUUUGCAUGAAACUCUCCAAUGAGAGUGUCAGAGGUGUGUCUUCAAAGUGCUGCAAUCAAACACCUUAGACACGAGAGAGGAGGUGCACGUCCAAGACACUGGCUGUAGGUAUCAUGAAGACGUUGAUAGCCAAGAUGCUUGUAGAGAAUUUGAAUCAGAUUGUUAUUUGAAAUACGAGAAUGGGGAAAAAGCAAUAUUUUGUAUUAAUGUAUUAUUGUAUAUAAUGUUAUUUUAAAUAAGCAUGUGUAACUAAAUUAAUAAAUUAGAUACU
Messenger RNA from Lepus europaeus (European hare), 8930 nucleotides. RefSeq names its product A-kinase anchoring protein 10 (gene AKAP10). The transcript has 15 exons. The coding region runs from base 163 to 2151 and encodes 662 amino acids. The record is from RefSeq and is a predicted model, not a curated record. Gene Ontology annotation, cellular component: plasma membrane. Gene Ontology annotation, molecular function: protein kinase A binding. NCBI's taxonomy places the organism in Eukaryota, Metazoa, Chordata, Mammalia, Lagomorpha, Leporidae. Gene Ontology annotation, biological process: intracellular protein localization.